Danio aesculapii is the source of this 2315-nucleotide messenger RNA. It is a transcript of the gene akt1s1, whose product is annotated as AKT1 substrate 1 (proline-rich). Gene Ontology annotation, cellular component: cytoplasm. The record is from RefSeq and is a predicted model, not a curated record. The coding region runs from base 368 to 1435 and encodes 355 amino acids. Gene Ontology annotation, biological process: negative regulation of protein kinase activity; negative regulation of TOR signaling; neurotrophin TRK receptor signaling pathway. NCBI's taxonomy places the organism in Eukaryota, Metazoa, Chordata, Actinopteri, Cypriniformes, Danionidae. The transcript has 6 exons.
ACUGUAAACAGCGCUGAGAGCGUCGCUGCACUGGAGUCUAGGGGAGAGACAGGCACGGGUAGAAAGCUCCGAAUAAAGAGGGCGUAAAAGUUUGAAGAAAAGCAAGACUGUGAUAGAGGCGGGAGGAUAUUAAGAGAGUAACAUCAGCAAGUGGUGACAUCCUCCCAUCUCUCCCCUAGCUCUCUCAUACACGCAGACACCGUCACCCAUUUCAAAUGUGCCUCUUCUAACAGUCCCAUCAGCAUUAUCUAAACCAAGUUCUCAUUACCAAAGAGUGCUAUCCUGAAAAACACAUUUCAUAAGUGCAUACAUUUACAUACGCCAGCAUUUCAACAUUCCAAAAAACAGUUCAGCAGAGCCAUAUUUGAUGCAUAAACACAUCAUGGCCUCUGUCGCCAAAUCCUCGAACCCCGAGAUCCCCGAUAAUCACAAAGAGUGCUGGUUGGCGCUGCUUGCUGCCGCUGAGGCGUACGGUCAGACGUCUGGAUGUGAUUUGGCCAUUCUGACUGCGUAUAAAAAGUUCCAUGCGUCCGGGAUUGAGGUGGAAGGACAGAGGAAUCAUGAAGGAGGCGGGACGUCUGGAACCAAGAAGUUUGAUUAUGAAUAUCAUGUAUGGGGUCAAGGGGCGUUGGCUGAGUCAUCACGGCGAUACGUGGAUGACAUUGCCGUUCUGCACUCCACCACCGUAUUGAUGGCACAGAGACACACACGGAUGAAUACAGACGAGGGCGGAGCCAAACUGGGCGUGGACAUGCCAUCUGAUAGGCUGAGCUUGACUGGAGAUGGAGUUGGGACUGUUAGUCCGAACAUGAGGCUCUAUUCUCAGAGCUACCCGUCCAUCUACAGUUCGGCUGCUGCUGCUGCUGCCAUUGGCCUGUCAGUCGGUCAACAUGGAAACGGAGAGCGUGACAGAGAGAAAGCUGCGAUGGAGGAACGCGAGAGGGCAAGAGAGAGAACAGAAAUAGUGGACUUGGAGGAAGAAGAUGAAGACGAUGAGGAAGAAGAUUUGGAUGGAAGGAGACGUAACCUGAAUGAAUCGGCAGGUGUCUUCUCAAUGGAUGAGGACUCUCUGUCCCGGGACUGUGAGCCCUUCUUUGAGUCUGAUGGGGAGGAGGAGAGCACUGAUGGCUCUCUGAGUGAGGAAGCACCUCCGCCUCCUCGUGGGUUGGCAAUGGGUCACCUGGCGUCCCGCUCCUCCAACCCCAUGUCAAUGGCUCGUUCAUUGCCUGUGUCAGUUCCAGUGUGGGGUUACAGGAACAAUCAUGCCCCUCAGGGAGACUCGCACAGUGGAGAACGGGUGGGCUGUGCAGACCUGGACCACAUAGCUGCCAGUAUGAAAGCCCUACUGGUCCCAGGAGCCACCGACGGGACGGAGAUGUUCGGAGCACUGCCUCGGCCUCGUCUAAACACGGGCGACUUCUCUCUCAAACACUGAGAGGGUGAAUGUGUGCAUAUGUAUGAACGACUGACUUACAGACUGAGCGUGCAUGAGAAUGACAGGUGAGCUCGCUUGUGUGCGUGAAAGAAGUGAGUUGAACCGAACUGGAGAGUUUCAAAGAAUGUUUUUUAGCAAAGACGUUGCCAAAAUCUGAAGCUUCUCCUGCAUAUCAUUAUUAGUAUUUCUAUGGCGUUUCAAGUGGCUAAACCUUUUACCAAACCUUCACAUCUGCAGCAGGAGGAGGAGGAGGAGGAGGAGAGGUUUGAUCAGCAUGUCUUAAUCGGGACAAUUUCUUGUGGUUGUGGCAGACUUUAGUUACGUAGUGCAUUUCACUGAGAAACACUAACAAACAUCAUUUCAUUACUAAUCACACGCAGUAAAUGAUAGAUUUACUGAAGGUAAAUGAGCUGAUUUACACCACAUCCGUCACCAGAGGAGCGUUUUACGUUAACAGACACUACAUGUACUUGGAUGUAUAGACUGCUGAGUUCAGAUGUGGAUUCAGUAGAUUUAAUGAUGUCACUCUCUGCCUGCGUUAAAUCUCGUUUAUUUCAGAAAGAGUUUCAAAGAAUUUCUAAAGCUAAAGGACAAUAAGCUUUUAAAACACCAAUGUUAUAAAAUAUUCAUCUGCAAAUUUCAUUUUUUCUGCAUUCUUAGUGAUUUAAUGUGCUGAUAAUGGAUAUAAAUGCCUACGUGCGAAUUGUUGAUUAGUUCGAUGACUUCUCUGAAAAAGUUUUUGCUAGAUUGAAGGAUAUGUCAGGUUUGAGGGUUUUCAACACUACAGAUGUCAACCAGCUAUGUGUUUAUCUUGAUUAUUUCACAACUGUUCGAUGUUGAAGUAAAUGCGUUUUGAAUAAACAUCUUGUUUGUUGUUGAA